This is a messenger RNA of Amphimedon queenslandica, 4359 nucleotides long. RefSeq lists its product as uncharacterized. NCBI's taxonomy places the organism in Eukaryota, Metazoa, Porifera, Demospongiae, Haplosclerida, Niphatidae. The coding region runs from base 282 to 4259 and encodes 1325 amino acids. Gene Ontology annotation, biological process: DNA integration. The record is from RefSeq and is a predicted model, not a curated record. Gene Ontology annotation, molecular function: zinc ion binding; nucleic acid binding. The transcript has a single exon.
UUAUUAUUAUUAUUCUUUUUCUGCUUUUGUUAAUCUUAUUCAUACAUGCAUGAUGUUCUUCCUAUAGGUUACUUAACUAAUGACGUCAUGAUUCCUUUUCUAUAUAUGCAUGCUUUUAUUCAUUUUACAGUUGUUGUAGUUGUCGUUGUACUGUUGUGUAGUUCGUUCUUUUCUAAGAGAUUUUUAAUCCUUAAAGUUAUUCUUCUCCCACGACAUUUCCUUCACCACUUCGGGCACAACAUUUGGCGACGAGGGUAUUGGUAUUCUGCUCUUCUACUACGAUGUCUGCUCAUGGAAAGAUGGGUACUUUCGAAUCCGCGAGAGAAUCGUGGAUUUCUUAUGCUGAACGUCUCGAUUUCUACUUCUUGGCAAAUGGUAUCACGGAAGAUGAGACCAAGAAAGCAAUCUUCAUCACCGUCGUGGGAACUCAGACGUAUUCCUUGCUAAAGAGUUUGCUGCAGCCUCAGACGCCCAGAACUGCCAGUCUAGAUGAAAUGAAGUCCGCUCUGGAGGCGCACUUUAGUCCUAAACCUUCUUCUAUUGUACAAAGGUACAAAUUUCAUACUCGUAUUCGUAAACCUACUGAGACAGUGGCUACCUAUGUUGCUGAGCUAAGAGCUAUAGGGGAGCACUGUGAUUUCGGGGAUUCGCUGGAAGAAAUGAUCCGUGACCGUCUCGUUUGCGGGAUCAACAAUGCAAGGAUCCAGCGUCGUUUACUGCAGGAGCCAAGUUUGACUUACAAAUCAGCGUUUGAGAAGGCUCAGGCUAUGGAGUUAGCUGCUCAGGAUGUGGCCAACAUGACAGAGAGUAAGCCUGUACCUGUACACCACAUACGCAAUAAACAUGGCUCAAGCAAACACACUACUGCUGCUCAACACUCUGGGGCUAGUCAACACUCUGGUGGUGCUAGUAGCUCUACUAAGGUGGAAUGCUACAGAUGUGGUGGGAACCAUUAUGCUACAAAAUGUCAUUUUAGUCAAGCAGAAUGUAGAGCAUGUGGCAAGAAAGGUCACCUUGCUCGUGUUUGUCGUAGCUCAGCUAAAGGAUUGUCCCAGACGUCAAAGCAACCUCAGUCGGGAAAGUCAGGCCCUCCAAGGACAGGUCAUCAUAACUCAAACCCACAGUUCCCUACCCAUAGUCUAAACCAAGAACCACAUCCGUCACCACCCUCUUCUCCUGAGACAGACUACCCACUGUUUACAUUUCAUGCUAACACCAAGCCCAUUGUUAUUGCAGUCCAAGUAAACAGCAGCAAUUUACACAUGGAGCUAGAUACUGGGGCUUCCCUUUCUUUAAUUAGUGAAGCCACUUACAAAUCUCUCUUACCUGUUCUCCCUCCACUCUCUCCUACCUCUGUUGUUCUAACUACUUAUACUGGUGAGAAGAUUUCUCCUCUCGGUUCUGUUGAUGUCCAGGUUCUCUACCAGUCCCAGGAAGCUACACUGCCUUUGCUAGUAGUUGCAGGAGAGGGACCAAGUCUCAUUGGCCGAAACUGGCUGGAGCAUAUUAAAUUAAACUGGUCAGACAUUAAAUUAAUUAAUUCUUUCUCUUCUUUAGGUGCUGUCCUGGACUCACAUGCAGAAGUUUUUCGUCCACAGUUGGGAAAACUUCGUGACGUUACUGCCAAGCUAUUCGUCAAAGAAGACGCCCGUCCUCGUUUCUUCCGCCCACGGUCGGUGGCUCAUUCGUUAAAAGAGAAGGUCUCCGAAGAGAUUGACAGACUACAAGAGCUCGGGGUCAUCACACCAGUCACUCACUCGGAGUGGGCAGCUCCCAUAGUUCCUAUCCUGAAGGGGGAUGGAUCAAUCAGGUUGUGUGGAGACUAUAAAGUCACCGUGAAUCCUGUACUUCAUGUUGACACUUAUCCACUGCCUCGCAUCGAGGAUCUCUUUGCUGCUCUCUCUGGUGGAAAAGUAUUUUCCAAGCUGGACCUCAAGCACGCCUAUCUACAGGUGCCAUUAGAUGAGGACUCCAAGAAGUACACAACUAUAAAUACACCGAAAGGAUUAUUUCAAUACGAGCGAUUGCCAUUCGGGGUCGCGUCAGCUCCAUCUCUUUUCCAAAGAAUCAUGGAAAAUCUUCUUCGUGAUCUACCUCAGGUCAGUGUGUACUUAGAUGACAUUCUUGUCACAGGUAGAGACACCUCAGAUCAUCUUAAUAAUCUGCAUCUCGUUCUUCAGCGACUUGAAUCAGCUGGUUUAACUCUUAAAAAGUCUAAAUGUACUUUUGCUGUUCCUUCCGUGGAGUAUCUGGGCCACGUCAUCGAUGCUCAGGGUCUCCAUCCGUCUGAAUCGAAAGUAAAGGCUAUUCGUGAUGCACCAUCACCUACUAAUAUCACAGAGCUCAAAUCUUUUCUGGGUCUCUUGAACUAUUAUCACAAAUUCCUUCCUAAUUUAUCCACAGUACUUUCUCCUUUACAUCGCCUAUUGAGAAAAGAUGAAAAAUGGAAAUGGACUCAGGAACAAGAGAACUCCUUCAUACAGGCUAAGGGUCUAUUACACUCCUCCUCUCUACUGGUUCAUUACGAUCCAAGCAAACCACUAAUAAUAUCUUGCGAUGCUUCACCCUACGGGCUUGGAGCUAUACUUAGUCAUCAAAUGGAUGAUGGAUCAGAGAUGCCCAUUGCAUUUGCCUCUAGGACCCUGGCUCCAGCAGAGAAGCGAUAUUCCCAGCUAGAGAAGGAAGCACUUGCAAUAAUCUUUUCAGUUGGAAAAUUCCAUGACUAUAUUUACGGUCGUCAUUUCACUCUCUACUCAGACCACAAGCCGUUGCAAUACCUGCUGAAUGAAUCUAAACCCCUUCCAACUAUGGCUUCCUCUAGGAUUCAACGCUGGGCUAUUACACUGUCUACUUAUUCUUACACUAUAAAGCAUAAACCUGGGAAGCAGCUCUCACAUGCAGAUGCUCUCAGUCGACUCCCUUUAUCUGAUCAGCCCUCCCUAGUUCCUCAACCACAAGAUGUUGUGCUGCUCUUUAAUCAUCUCUCUGAGACUACUGUUUCAGCAGCCAGUAUUAAAAGGGAAACAGAUAAAGAUCCAUGUCUAUCACGCCUACGUAACUUAUUAGUUACAGGGAAUCACAUUCCUACAGACUGCCAGGAGUUUCAACCAUUCAUCAGAAUUAUGACAGAACUCAGUGUGACUGAUGGUUGUGUACUCCGGGGAUCUAGAGUCAUAGUUCCUUCUUCACUGCAUUCAAUGAUACUCUCCCAACUCCAUGACACUCAUCCGGGAAUUAAUAGGAUGAAAAGUCUGGCCCGUUGCUAUGUGUGGUGGCCAGGCAUUGAUAAGCAGAUAGAAGAUGUUGUUGCUAAAUGUCAGAUUUGUCAGGAGAAUCGUUCAGCUCCACCUCAGGCUAUAGUUCAUCCUUGGGAAUGUCCCAAGGCUCCUUGGGUUCGUGUACAUGUGGAUCAUGCUGGUCCUUUUAUGGGUCACUAUUUCCUCAUACUAGUUGAUGCCUACUCCCGAUGGAUCGAUGUUCACAUGGUACCUUCAAUAACUACAGAAGCAACUAUCAAGGUUCUCAGACAGAUUUUUAGUAUUCAUGGUCUGCCUGAACAACUCGUUUCGGAUAAUGGUCCUGCUUUUGCAAGCCAUGACUUCAAUGAAUUCAUGAAACGAAAUGGUAUUCGCCAUUCUCUCACUGCUCCAUACCAUCCUCGAUCGAAUGGAUUGGCUGAAAGGGCAGUUCAAACAUUUAAAUCCACAAUUAAGAAACUGGAAGGUCCUUUACUCGAUCGAAUACCACGAUUUCUUUUACAGUACAGGAUAACGCCUCAGACCACGACUGGUCAAUCUCCAGCAGAAUUGCUAAUGGGGCGAAGGCUACGUACUAUUUUUGAUUUAAUGCAUCCUGAUCUGUCUAAGAAAGUUCAUGCCAAACAAGAUAAUAGUACAUCAUCACAUAAGCCUGUUCGAUCAUUUAAAGUUGGUGACAAAUUAUUCGCUAAGAAUUUCUCAGGAUCUCCUAAAUGGCUUCCAGUAGUUGUUACUAAAGUUACUGGUCCUUUGUCAUACUUGGUGGAAACUACAAAUGGUAUUGUAAUGAAGAGACAUAUUGAUCAAUUACGUAGUCGCCAUAUUACUAUGGACAAUGAUGAUAGAGAUCCUGAUGAUGAGCUCGAUGAAUGUGAUGAUUUCCCGAUGACCAUUCCGCCACCACCGUUACGCCCUCCAGUUCCGAUACCAAGGGAGCCGCCUCCCCUUCGUCGUUCGUCUCGUCCAAGGACUCAAAGGGACCGUGGACCGUAUGUUUGUUAAGCUAAAGGGGGAGGGGUGUUAUAAAUUGUGCAUUAUUAUUUUGAAUAUUGUAGAAUUAUUAUUAUGAUGAUUACUGUUAAUAUUACUAUUGUUAUUGUUG